AACUCAAGGAAAGAGCCGCCCACCCCCAGGUCUCCGCCCAGCGCACUCCGACCACCGCCCAGUUCUGCGCUGCCGCUUCUGACGCCUUCCCACAGUCGAGCGCUCUGGCCACAGUGUUGCUUCCUUCUUCCUUUCUUCACCGACAGUCGCGCGCUCUCUGAACUAUGGAAGCGAAUUCGGCGAACCAAGUGAAAGAGGAUGAAGACGAAUAUGUACUGCUCGAUCUUGAUUCUGUUUCUGGGCAGCUUGAUAUCCCACCAAAUGCACCUUAUGUUCUAUCCGGUUUGGAUACGCCGAAUCCAGUACUGAUCAUAGGUGACAAACUGAAGCUGAUAGGGGAUUAUGAAGAAACGAUUGGCACAUGCCUUUUUUUCACUGAAAAAGACAAUGGUCCUGUGGUUCAUGAAGAAACAGGACCAGAGGCAAAUCUUUUCUCGGGAAAAUGCAUUAUAGAUCCAAAACAAUCUCCAAGGAAGCAAGUGAAACCAAUGACCAGCCUUAAAAAGAUACUGAAGUUCAGAUUGGCAACCGAUGAUGAUAUUCAAGAUUCAACAACUGAACAGACUUCUUCAGGAAAGUUGUGAACUUCCCUAAAGUAUAACUACUGGUCUUUUGUGCCGUCUUCAUAAACUUAAUGAAUUUCUUUUCUAUGUUUUAACCUCUGUAUAAAACGAAUCUAAGUGAAAAAAGAAAAUACACCAGGCAAUAUACAUAUUUGUCAUGUUUCUAGGUCCAUACGUUUAGGAGACAUUGAUGAAAUUAUAUAAGCCUUUGCAUGACUUUUCUUGCAUGUAAAGGUCCGAAAAUACUACUGUGGGCUGUGACUCAAUUACUAGCAGCAUGAUCACCUGAGCUAGUUAAAUA
Messenger RNA from Morus notabilis, 864 nucleotides. RefSeq lists its product as uncharacterized. The transcript has 5 exons. Gene Ontology annotation, cellular component: transcription factor TFIIIC complex. Gene Ontology annotation, biological process: transcription by RNA polymerase III. Lineage: Eukaryota; Viridiplantae; Streptophyta; Magnoliopsida; Rosales; Moraceae. The record is from RefSeq and is a predicted model, not a curated record. The coding region runs from base 165 to 584 and encodes 139 amino acids.